AUGCGACGGGAACGCCCGGGCGGCGGUCAGCGCGAGGGCACGCGCGCCCGGCCGCCGACACCGCCCGUCGGGCCGCGGGCGGGGGACGCGAAGAGCGCCACGAGCGGUCGAGACUCGGGCCGUGACACGACACAGGCCAGCCUCCGGAGCACAGGGGCCGGGGGGGGCGCGAGGCCCCUCGGCGCGCAGCAGCGGCAGGCGACACGCAAGCCGCCCGAGCGGACAGCGGACACCGCCAGGCCAAUGGCGCGGCACGGGGACCGCUGCCAGAAGCCCCCCGCGGGCCGGCCACCGGAGACGGACACUCGACACGCGCCGCGCGGCGGCACGGCACGCAAGCCACCGCCGGGCACUAUGGCCCAGGCCGACGCGCCCCCCCACACGCGCCUCGGCAGUGGGGGGCCGCCCCGCGGGGAAGCGACGCCCCCGCGCCGGAGGGAGGCCCCCCCGGCCAACGCACGCCCGGCCGACAGGCAGCGGGAUACGCCCGAACACGUCGGAGGUGCCAGGGAGGGGGGGAGGAACCCAGAACCCCACGCCUGCGCCCGGAGCCGGGGCAGAAGACGGAGCCCCCGCGCAGGUAGGGGGCAGGGCCGCCGCCGAGAAGACACCCUGCCCACCCCGACGUGGCACGAAGCGGCGCCCCGGACGGCGCGGCCCUACAGGCGUAGGCCGCAGCAAGCGCCCAGCGCGACGGCGCCGCCCGGGAAGGGAGACACGGGGGGUGGGCCAGGGCCCCCCCGAGCCGCAGGACGCCAGAUCCGGCGGGCAUCGCGGCGCCGGCCCCCGGCCCCCAGCGAGGGCUGGCCAGGGAUACCACCCUGGAGGCCCGGCGACCGCGGCGGACGCGUGGCCGCCGGGGGCCGCCCCCGGCGGCAGCUGGCUGGCGCAGCGGCCGGUGGCCGGGACGGGUCGGCGGGGCCGGGCCCCUCGGGGGGGGCGCGGCGCCAGGGGAGUCGGAGGGAGGGCCGAGCGCAGCAAGCCGGAGCGCAGGGCGGGGCCAGCCCGGGGGGGGCCCCGGCCCGCGUACCGUCGCCGCGGCGGACGGACCCGGGAAGCGGACGGCGGGACUGCCGUCGCAACGGGGGGCGUCAGCGCCGGAGGACGGGCGGAAGCGUGGCGGGCCGCGCGCCCCGCCCGCAGGGGGAGAAGGCACAGGCCCCCGACAGGCAGUCCCAGGGAGCGGGGGGCACCCCCCCGGCGGGCCCAACCCGGCGGCACCACGCGCCGCUGCCCCGCGAAACCGGGGCGCCCGGGGCCGGCACGCCCCCAGCGCGCGGAGCCCCCGGGCCCGACCCGGGCCCGACACGGCGCGCGGCAACCGGCCGCCCAGCCAGCACCCCAGACGCAGCCCGCGCGCAGGCGACAGCCGCGGCCGCACAACGUGAGAGCCUCGACGCAGCGCUCGAGCGCGGAGGGGCGCAGCCGGGCCGAGGGGAGGGGCCGGACGGGGCUGGACACCCCAGGGAGAACACGUGCCUGAGACCUCCCACGGGGGGGGGAGUACCGCGGGGCCCGGGGCGACGGCCCGCGGGCGCCGGAGGCCCCGAGCCGGGCGCCCCCCGUAGCCCGCGCCGGGGGGGCACGGCACGGCGCCGGGGGGGGGCGCAAACCCGGAGCGUGCGGCAGCAGACACGGCGGGGGGCGGAGUGGGGAACAGAAGCGCGGUACGGGGGCCCUCCGACAGCCCCGCCGGCUAGACCCCAGGCAGCCGGCGAGGCGGCCGGGGACGCCGCCGGGGAGCGGGGGUUGGGAGCGUGGGCCCCAAGCGGCAGGCAGCCACGACGCCCCCGGCCUAGCAGCACCAAGCACGCCGAGCGAACCAGCCCAAGGGCGCUCGCGCCUCAGCCCCUCGUACGAGUCGCCCGCCCCCCGACCGCCGGCCCUGGUGACCGCCCACGCCCGCCCCCGGCGAGGUGGGCGCCACGGGCACGGAAAGGGGGGACCACAACGGAGGCCAGACGGGUUGGGAGGGAAGCAACGCGGGCACACGGUGGGCUCCGGCGGCUGUGCCCCACCGCACGGGGGACGGAGGCGAGCGGCGGCGCGCCGCACGCCCGGGGGUGGGGCGCUGGGCGCCGGCAGCCAGCACAACCUCCCAAAACCCCGACCACGGCGGGGCGGCCGCGGGCUGUGGAGGCAGGCAGAGGGACCAGGCGCGCACCACCAGGGGACCGGCCCCAACGCCCGCGCGCCCGGGAUACGAAGGGGCGGGUGGGGGGGAAGCGGGCGCAACACCGAGCCGGGGGGGUACCCGUCCCGAGCAGGCGCAAGGAGGCGGGGGCAGGGGGCCGCGGGCGCCACGUUGAGCACGGCACCCGACCCCCGGACCCACCCGGGACUCGCCCUAGCGCGGCGCGCCCAAGCCGGAAGGGUGGCGGGGGCGAGACCGAAGGCGAAAUCGCACGGAAGGUUCGCGGAGGGGGUGGGCAGGGGGCGGCCCCCGCCGCCGCAAACCGAAGGGGGACGGCGAGGGGGACCCGCAGCGCCGCCCCGGCGGGGGGGUCGAAUGGAAGGGAGGGCUCAGUGUCGCAGCAGGAGCCAGCCGCAUCGGCGGCAGAGGGGUACGAGACGACCCGGGGCUAG
Messenger RNA from Indicator indicator, 2586 nucleotides. RefSeq names its product collagen alpha-1(I) chain-like. Lineage: Eukaryota; Metazoa; Chordata; Aves; Piciformes; Indicatoridae. Bases 1 to 2586 code for a protein of 861 amino acids. The record is from RefSeq and is a predicted model, not a curated record. The transcript has 2 exons.